Molecule: messenger RNA, 1536 nt
Organism: Alosa alosa (allis shad)
Lineage: Eukaryota; Metazoa; Chordata; Actinopteri; Clupeiformes; Clupeidae
Product: homeobox protein SEBOX-like
Exons: 3
Coding region: 322-1167 (281 amino acids)
Molecular function (GO): DNA binding
Source: RefSeq, a predicted model, not a curated record
CAGUCUAAAUAUAGAUUAUUCCUCAAUUGGAAAUAUUAAAACCCAUAACAGUAUGUUUCACAAGUUCCUAGUUAUAUGAUACUGAAUGACAGAAACGUGCAAAUCCUAAAUCUUCUCAUCCAAUUUUAAGUGUAAUCGCACGCAAAACUACCACAACCACCUAUGUCAGAGCGCACUUGUGGGGGGAGGGGAUGAUGAUAUCUAUAAGAGAGCUGGUUAGCAGAGGAUGACCACAAAUCAUUCACAAUCAACUUGGUGACAAGAGUUUAUCAGGAAAUAUCCUAUACUGUUCAGGAAUUACUUCAAGAGAUAGAUAUAAAUAUGAACUUUAAUGACCUUUUCGCAGACCGGGACAUUUUCAAAGAGGUGAAUGGAAGCGUACACUCUUCGUCCGGACUUGAGCGGAGCGUUCCGGAGGGUCACAGGAAGAGAAAGAGGACCAUCUUCAGUCGCGCUCAACUUACAGAGUUGGAAAAAGCGUUCGCUAUGACGCCGUAUCCCGACAUCACUCUGCGAGAAAGACUGGCCGCGUUGACGCGCUUACCGGAAAGCAAGAUACAGGUUUGGUUCCAAAACAGACGUGCCCGCAGCAUUAAAAGUACCAAACCAACUAAGAGAGGACAAAGCAGUGGUAUCUCUGUGAGUUGUACCUCAGAUUCUCCUUUUCUAUGCAACACCUUUAGUUCCUCAAACAAUCAUGAUAUAUCUAGACCACAUCAAAGUCAUAUUGGAGGACAGCAAAACCACACGGACUGGGUCAAACUUCACAGCACUCCCUUGGUCCAAGAGGUUUACACCAGGGCACCAAACUUUCCAGAAAUGCUGGCUUGGGAGAAUGACCAUAACAGCAUGCACCUGGAAUCUUUUGGAGUUUCCGGAUGCAACAGCAACCAAAGUCAUUCAUCCUUGAUAAGUGCAAAUGGAUUCUCACAGCCCUGCACUAUCACCCCAGGAUAUUGGCACCACAAGGCACACUCUGUGCCCAAGUCAAAGGUCAGAUAUGCUCACAUUCCAGAGGACCAGACUGUUCCUCCACAUCCACAGCAAGCAUAUUGGGAUGAGAGCAAGGGACAGGGACAUCUUCUUGUGGGCACCCAAACCUCCAUGGGAUACAUCUCUGACUUGAUCUAUAAUGCAGCUGUUGUAACUAACUUUAUGGAGUUCUAGUAUCUUUUACUGACAUUGUACAUAUAUUUAGUUUGUUAAAGACUUGUGCAUCACCUGUGUUGUAUCCAGAUCUCAUCCUAUCCUAACCAAUCAUCGGCAUGUUUGUGUUACAUGGUGUGAGGCUCUCAAACAUGCUCACAUAUAUGUCAGAGGAGUUUGCAUGCAUGUAAUUUUUUUGUCUCACUUAAUUCAUGUCAUGCCAAAGGCUAGAGGUAGAGUUCUUCCAUGAUAUCCGGAUUAGAAUUUUUUUGUCUUUGCAGAUAUCUGGCAUGACCGAAAUGAUUAUUUUUCAGAGUAAAAAUAUUUUCCCAUGAAUGCCAAUGGUCAGACAAAUAAGAAAUAAAUUAAAAAUAUCCAAAGCUCAAGGAC